AUGAUGAUGGAUAAUACAACACAUCAUCCAAUUGUUCAAAUAAAUACAACAAAUUCACAAAAUAUGACUAAUAUUCAUCAACAAUCUAGUACAAAAUUACCAGGUGAACCUGAUCAUUUUCUUACUAUUCGAUUACUUAUGCAAGGAAAAGAAGUCGGUAGUAUUAUUGGAAAACGUGGUGAUAAUAUCAAAGCAAUUCGAGAAGAAAGUGGUGCUCGUAUUAAUAUUAGUGAUGGAACAACACCAGAACGUAUUGUUACUAUGGUUGGUACAAUUGAAACAUUAUCGAAAGCAUUUGGAAUGAUUUGUCAAAAAUUUGAAGAUGAUUUAAAACAAACAUGUACAACUAUCCCUCCAAUAACAUUACGUCUUGUUGUACCAGCAAGUCAAUGUGGUUCAAUUAUUGGUAAAGGUGGUGCAAAAAUUAAAGAAAUCCGAGAAACAACAGGUGCAUCUGUGCAAGUUGCAUCGGAAAUGUUACCAACAUCAACAGAACGUGCUGUAACUAUUUCAGGAAAACUUGAUUCAAUUGAAUCAUGUUUCCGACAAAUAUGUCAAAUUAUGCUCGAACAGUCGCCACCAAAAGGUGAAACAAUUCCAUAUCGACCUAAAAUGAUGAUAUCACCUGUACAUGCACCGAUUAUUUUUGCUAAUGGACAAGCUUAUCAAGUUCAAGGUCAAUUUGCAAUUCCUUUACCACCAAAUGAAUUAAAUGCCUACGGUCAAUUAGCUUCUCUUGCGCCGGGUGUGCCUGUACCAGCUGCACCUUUAAUGACAAAUGGUCUUCCACCUAAUCGUAAUACUUUACAAACACAACGUGAGAUAACGAUUGCUAAUGAUCUUAUUGGUUGUAUUAUUGGUCGAGGUGGACAAAAGAUUUCCGAAAUCAGACAAGCGUCUGGAGCGAAUAUUAAAAUAGCUGAUUUAGAUGAAGGUACACAAGAUAGACAUGUGACUAUUUCUGGUACACCUGAACAAAUACAAUUGGCUGAGUUUUUAAUUCAUUCAAGAAUUGCUUCCGAAAUUGGUGGAAUUCUAAUUACUCAUUGA
Messenger RNA from Adineta steineri, 1050 nucleotides. NCBI's taxonomy places the organism in Eukaryota, Metazoa, Rotifera, Eurotatoria, Adinetida, Adinetidae. The record is from the annotation of a GenBank genome assembly.